Uncinocarpus reesii 1704 is the source of this 1302-nucleotide messenger RNA. RefSeq lists its product as uncharacterized. NCBI's taxonomy places the organism in Eukaryota, Fungi, Ascomycota, Eurotiomycetes, Onygenales, Onygenaceae. Bases 1 to 1302 code for a protein of 433 amino acids. Gene Ontology annotation, biological process: fungal-type cell wall biogenesis; carbohydrate catabolic process. The transcript is spliced from 3 exons. Gene Ontology annotation, molecular function: mannan endo-1,6-alpha-mannosidase activity. The record is from RefSeq and is a predicted model, not a curated record.
AUGUUCACGGCUGCUUGUGACGAUACUGUUGGGAGUCCAGACGAAUCGAUCAAAAAUGCUGCUAAGACCGUAGCCGCCGGAAUGGUAAAAUAUUACACCGGAUACAAACCGGGAGAUACGCCAGGCAAUUUGCCCGAUCCAUAUUACUGGUGGGAGGCUGGUGCUAUGUUUAGCUCUCUGAUCGAUUACUGGUACUUUACGGGCGACUCGCAAUAUAACGAAAUCACGACCCAAGCCAUGCUCCAUCAGGUUGGAGAUGACAACAAUUAUAUGCCCCGAAACCAGACCUCAACGCUUGGAAACGAUGACCAAGCAUUUUGGGGAAUGGCCGCUAUGUCUGCUGCAGAAAACAAAUAUCCCAAUCCUCCAGCUGACAAGCCUCAGUGGCUUGAACUGGCCCAGGCCGUCUUGAACUCUCAAGUGCCUCGCUGGGACAAUCAAACAUGCGGUGGUGGCUUGAGAUGGCAGAUCUUCACGUUCAACAAAGGUUAUAACUAUAAAAAUUCUAUUUCCAAUGGGUGUUUUAUCAAUAUCGCUGCUCGUCUUGCUCUCUACACAAAAAACGAAACAUACGCCGAUUUGGCAGAGCAGUAUUGGGAGUGGAUGGAAGCGAUUGGAUUAGUCAGUCCGACUUCCCAAGUUUUUGAUGGCUCAGAUGUGGGCAAAAACUGCACCGAGCUCUCCCAUAUUCAGUGGACCUAUAACAACGGGGUUAUGAUGGGCGGAGCUGCCGCUCUGUAUAACUUUACAAACGGUGCUGAAAUCUGGAAAAGGCGACUUGACGGACUUAUUGAUGCGGCAAGCAUUUUCUUCUCGAAAGAUCCGCCGAAUGUUAUGACCGAAGUGGCGUGUGAGGGGAAUGGGAAAUGCAACGUUGAUCAGCGAUCAUUCAAAGCCUACCUGGCCCGAUGGAUGGCGCUGACAAUGAAGAUCGCCCCUUUUACUCGCGAGAAACUCCUGCCUAGGCUCCAAGCCUCGGCGAGAGCGGCGGCGCUGCAGUGCAAUGGACCUGACAAUGCGUGUGGGUUGCGUUGGACCAAGGGCGCUGCGUACGACGGCUCUACAGGUGUCGGAGAGCAAAUGGCGGCGUUGGAGAUCAUUCAAUCCAAUUUGAUCGAUGAGGUUGCAGGACCGGCCGACAACACGACUGGUAUCAGUAAGGGUGACCCAACCGCUGGUACCGGAGGUGACCCGGUGUAUACGUUUAGCGACAUCACGACGGGAGACAAAGUCGGCGCUGGUUUCUUGACGAGUGUGGUCCUGAUUAGUAUCCUUGGUGGAGCAUGGUGGAUGGUAUCUUAG